GUAUUGUCACAUCAACAAACGUCAGAAACAACCACAAAAAAAAUAAAUUCCCGCAUGAAAAUUUAUUUUUUUUUUACGAAAAAAUAUUAAAUUUCUAUAAUAUUUUAAACGAAAAUGUUGAAUUUUUAAAAGAAAACAAUAACAGCAAGGCUAUUUAAACCUUGAAAACUAAAGUUUUACCACAAAAUUGCCAAAAUCAACAUAAUUCCAUUAAAAAACAUAGGAAGGUUCUUAGCAAAAUCUUAAACCAAAUAAAAGUAACAAAACGUAUUUAUUAAAAUAAAAUGUUGCCGCUUACGCAUCGUGAUCGUAGCAAUUGUAUGUACCGUAUCAAGGAUACAUUAAAUAGUUGGAAAAGAUUAAUUUUCUCGGAUAAGAAUUCGAGAAACUUAUUUCUUUUUCUUAUUUUAAAUUUAAGUUUUGCCUUUGUGGAACUAUUCUAUGGUAUAUGGACCAACAGUUUGGGUCUUAUAUCAGACUCAUUUCAUAUGUUCUUUGAUUGCACCGGUCUCUUGGCUGGUUUGGCAGCAUCAGUUAUUACAAAAUGGAAAGCUAACGAACGAUUCUCAUAUGGUUAUGUGAGAGCUGAGGUAUUAGCGGGUUUCGUUAAUAGUCUUUUCUUAAUAUUUGUGGCCUUCUUUAUAUUGUCGGAGGGUGUUGAACGUCUAAUAGAACCUCCAGAGGUGAAACAUGAAAGACUAUUUGUUGUCUCAGUAUUGGGUUUGCUGGUAAAUCUUGUGGGUAUUUAUGCCUUUAAUCAUGGUGGUCAUGGCCAUUCCCAUGGCGGUGGUGGCCAUGGUCAUUCGCAUGGUGGAGGCGGUGGACAUGGUCAUUCACAUGGUGGAUCCGGUGGUCAUUCACAUUCCAACAAUCAUUUGGAUUCGAAUAGUCAUCAAGCUAUCUUACUGGAUGAUGGUCACGGUCACUCACAUGGCGGUCACUCGCACAACGAUGAAGUUGGCGGUAGCAAUUCACAAAUUAUGCGCGGUGUCUUCCUGCACAUUUUAGCCGAUACACUCGGCUCUGUAGGUGUUAUUAUUUCUGCUGUUCUCAUGCAUUUAUUCGGCUGGAUGAUAGCCGAUCCAAUCUGUUCCAUUUUCAUCUCUAUCCUAAUUGUUCUGUCCGUCUUGAGUCUCAUCAAAGAAUCAAUUUAUGUAUUGAUGCAAAGACAACCGGUCAGUUUAGAUCGUUUACUACCUCAGUGCUAUCAAAAAGUCACCGGUUUGGCCGGUGUUUAUGCAGUACAAGAGCCUCACUUUUGGACUCUUUGUUCGGAUGUCUUUGUAGGUGCUAUAAAACUAGAAGUAUCACGUAAUAUUGAUCCAAAAUAUGUUGUUUCGCAUACACGUAUGAUUUUCGAAUCAAUAGGCGUUAAACAAAUCUAUAUACAAUUGGAUUAUGUGUGAUAAACUUUUCUUUUUAGUUUUAUUUAUAUGUAUGUACAAUAUUUAAAAUAGAAUAUGUAAAACAAGAAAGCCUGUUUUGCAAAUUAUUUUUCUCAAUAUUAAUAAUAACAGUUUUGUUUGGAUUUUUUUUGUACCAAUAACGUUACUAUUACUUUACAUUAGCAAUUUGUUAAAAAAUCUACUACUUAGAAAUUUUAAGGAUAAUUUCAUUUUCCAAGUUUUUUAAUUUUAUUAUUUAGAAAAUGUAGAACUAAGUUCUUAAUUGAAAUUUUUUUAGUGUUGAUUUUAAAAUUAUAUUAAUUUUUAAAAAAACUGUUCAUUCUUAUUACACAAACACAAAGUAGUAUUUAACAAGAGAAACAAAACUAACAAAUAAACGAACAGUUAAAAUUUUAA
Lucilia cuprina (Australian sheep blowfly) is the source of this 1802-nucleotide messenger RNA. RefSeq names its product zinc transporter 7 (gene ZnT86D). The coding region runs from base 285 to 1406 and encodes 373 amino acids. Gene Ontology annotation, molecular function: zinc ion transmembrane transporter activity. Gene Ontology annotation, cellular component: Golgi apparatus; membrane. Lineage: Eukaryota; Metazoa; Arthropoda; Insecta; Diptera; Calliphoridae. The record is from RefSeq and is a predicted model, not a curated record. The transcript has 4 exons. Gene Ontology annotation, biological process: intracellular zinc ion homeostasis; zinc ion transport; transmembrane transport.